Pipra filicauda (Wire-tailed manakin) is the source of this 1017-nucleotide messenger RNA. It is a transcript of the gene TAC1, whose product is annotated as tachykinin precursor 1. NCBI's taxonomy places the organism in Eukaryota, Metazoa, Chordata, Aves, Passeriformes, Pipridae. The transcript has 6 exons. Gene Ontology annotation, biological process: tachykinin receptor signaling pathway. The coding region runs from base 90 to 437 and encodes 115 amino acids. The record is from RefSeq and is a predicted model, not a curated record.
AUAUAAAGUGGGGAGCGCUCGUCUGGCCGGCCAAUGCGCUCGGAGAGCAUUUCCCACCCUCCGCGCUGCUGACGGACGUCGAGGCGGCGAUGAGGCUCCCGCUGGCUUUCGCCGUGCUCCUCCUGGCCUCGGCGCAGGCGCUGGCCGAGGAGAUGGGAGCCACCGACGACCUCAGCUACUGGUCCGACUGGUCCGACAGUGAUCAGGCGAAGGAGGAGCUGCCGCUGCCCCUGGAGCACUUCCUGCAGAGGAUGGCCCGGAGACCCCGGCCCCAGCAGUUCUUCGGCCUCAUGGGCAAGCGGGAUGCCGGAUACGGCCAGAUCUCUCACAAAAGGCAUAAAACAGACUCCUUUGUUGGACUUAUGGGCAAAAGAUCUUUAAAUUCUGGGUCCUCUGAAGGGAGCAUAGCACAGAAUUAUGAACGGAGGCGUAAAUGAGACAUUCCUGCGCAUUAUUUACUAAACUUCAUUUGUUCUGAUGGCCAAUGCAGUGUAAUAUAAACUAACCACUGUAUGGAAUAAUUAUUUAUUUAACAACUGAUGGGGUUUGGGUUUUUUUGAGUUGUACAUUCAAUAAAAUUAUUAUUUUUCAUAUUGUGGCAGUGAUACAUGUUGUGUAGGUGUGUUGUGGUUCUGAAAGGACCAGCAACCCUGGUGAUGUCUCACAACAAAGCACAUCAUUUGAUAUGACCCAUAAAGUUAUGUUUACUAAACCAAGCAAAUAUUCUUUUGUUCGUUGAAAGCGAGUCUAUCAGCUUCACAGCCAGUGCAGAACAGAGCUGAUGUUCAGUCUAGUGCCUCAAUUUGUUUUCAUGUUUAUAAUGUACUGUAAUUUCUGUAUCAAAAAAUAUAUUUGUAUCAUUACAGCAUGUUUUAUGUUCUGUGACUAUGUAUCUAUAUAUUUUAAAAAGGGGGUGGGUAAUGUUUGAAUGGGAAUCCAAGGUCUUCAUUUCAUAGUCUGGAAUUUUAUGACAGUAACAUUUUAAAUAAAAACUACUCUGGGGCUUUUGCAACAUAA